Antechinus flavipes (yellow-footed antechinus) is the source of this 14301-nucleotide messenger RNA. It is a transcript of the gene MMD2, whose product is annotated as monocyte to macrophage differentiation associated 2. Gene Ontology annotation, cellular component: membrane. Lineage: Eukaryota; Metazoa; Chordata; Mammalia; Dasyuromorphia; Dasyuridae. The coding region runs from base 47 to 787 and encodes 246 amino acids. The record is from RefSeq and is a predicted model, not a curated record. Gene Ontology annotation, molecular function: pore-forming activity. The transcript has 7 exons.
UCCUUCUUCACUUGGACCAGAGCAGAAUUCUGAUGGAACUGCAAAGAUGUUCGUAUCCAGAUUCCUGGAUUUUCAAAAGACAAAAUAUGCAAGGUUCAUGAAUCACAGAGUUCCGGCCAACAAAAGGUACCAGCCCACAGAAUAUGAACAUGCAGCCAACUGUGCCACACAUGCUUUCUGGAUUAUCCCCAGCAUCCUCGGCAGUUCCAACCUUUACUUCCUGUCUGAUGAUGACUGGGAAACAAUUUCUGCUUGGAUCUAUGGCUUUGGCCUGUGUGGUCUCUUUGUUGUCUCCACGAUAUUCCACAUUAUCUCCUGGAAGAAAAGACAUCUCAGGAUGGUGGAACAUUGCCUGCACAUGUUUGACAGAAUGGUGAUCUAUUUCUUUAUAGCAGCAUCGUACGCCCCCUGGCUUAAUCUCCGAGAGCUUGGUCCGUGGGCCUCCCACAUGCGCUGGAUUGUCUGGAUCAUGGCUUCUGUUGGGACCAUCUAUGUGUUCUUCUUCCAUGAACGAUACAAACUUGUGGAACUUCUCUGCUAUGUUGUGAUGGGUUUUUUCCCAGCCCUAGUCAUCCUCUCUAUGCCCAACACUGAUGGAAUCUUGGAACUCAUGACCGGAGGUGUCUUUUACUGCUUUGGGAUGGUGUUCUUCAAGAGUGACGGUCGGAUUCCCUUUGCCCAUGCCAUCUGGCAUCUGUUUGUGGCAUUUGGAGCUGGCACCCACUACUAUGCCAUCUGGAGGUACCUCUACCAGCCCAACACACUGGAAUCUAAAGUGUCCAAAUGAGACAUCAAAGAAUCUCGCGACACGCCUAGUGCCCUUGGAACAGUGCAUUAGAGAAGAUGUUACUGGGAUGAGGUCCUGCUCAGAGGUUCCAGGCCUGUCUUUUGCUUCACUACUGAUUUUUUUUUUUUGAUGGGUCCUGGGGCAUGUCUAAUGGUUGCCAGAAAUCUUUAGGGUGUCUGGUAUAGGAAAAAAAAAAAAAGGCACUAGGAGCUUUAUUGGAGGGCAAAAAAUUAACCAGAUACUUUGUUUAUGUUUUAGACAAGUGUUCCAUAACAAAAAUCAACAUUAAUGUCUUCAGAAAAGGGAACUUAUCCCUUUCUGUAAACAAAAGGGCCUGAUAGGCAAAGACUUUGUUCACAGAGUCCUGAAAACCCUUAAAGUGACCAUUAUACUCCUCUAAGGUAAAAAUCAGCCUCUGUGUGUGCCAGAUCUAUCAGAGCCCAACUUUUUUGUAACCUGGAAGCUUAAACUGCCCAACUACAGAAUCAAUUAGUGUCUAAGUAAUUUUGGGGAUGGGAAGGUGACCCUCUCUGGAAACAGGCAAUACCUAAUCUAAGACCAUCCAAGAGUGGACACUUUUUUCCUUUUAGGAAAGUGAAUACAUUCUUUUUUUGCUCCCUCCUUUACUAAAGUCCUUUUCAGACCCUUGGGUAUAUAUUGAUAUGGCUCUUCCUACCUUGACAUUUUAGUUGUAUUGAAAAGGAGCUGGAGGGAAAAUAUAUGAUAAAGCCAUGGUUGUUUUAAUCUUUAGAUUGAAUCUGCAGGUGGGUCACAUGAUUCCAGCAACAAUAAUAACAACAAAAAUCAAGACACUUUGUGCUAUUGGGAGAUGGCCUGGAGAGAAGGGUCCUAAACAUAUCCCCAGAAACAUAGAAUUAGAAGGGCAAUUUGGGACAAGGGAAUAGCUUUGUUUAAAACUAUUUGCCAUUUCUGAACCCCAAAUGACCCAAGAGCAAGUAGUGAGUGAUGCUCUUAAGGAAUGGAGCAGGAGACAGAUACUGGAAGGAAUUUAUAAUAUUCAGAUUUUUAAUUUUUUUUCUUGUUCCCAAGUGGCAAAAUCUGAUAUUAUCUAAAACCAUUUCUUUUAAGAAAUUGGGAUUCUUCCUUCUUCUCUUUUCCAUCCCCAAGAUGGCCUCAGAGGAAAACCCCAUCAGUGAAUGUAAACAUGAAUUCUGACAGAACUUCUAGGCCAAAAUCUCUGAAAUCCAAAGACCAUCCAGACUGAAAAAGCUUCCAGACACCAACUGGUAUUGUCUCAUUCGAUGGGCUGGGGGUUCUGUAUGGAUGUAAUACCUCUCUUGACCAUUAGACAGAGGCAUGCUGGCAUAGAUAGGGUGCUGGACUUGACGCCAGGAAGACUGAGAUUUAAAACCAGUCUCUGAUAAUUAACUGGCUGUGUCACCCUAGGCAGGUCAUUUAACCUUCAUGUGCCUAAAGCAACUCUAUAGGGCUACUCUCCCAAGUAACUGAUAGGUUGUGAUGUCUGUUGGUGGAGGUCCCACACUGACCAUCACAGCCUCUCCUGCUUACUUCAAGGCUUCUAGUAGAAAAAGGAAGUAGCAGGAAGUGUGGAACCAAUCAUUGGAAGACCUGAUUCUAAAACACCUUAUUCCCUACAGAAUCACAAUCAACAUAGCCUUAUACAGUACUUAAUUAAACUUGAAUACAUUCCAGGACUUUCUGAGGGCUUCAGGCUUUGGAAUCCCUUUUGUCUAAGUCAGUAUUAAAUACCUUUGACACAUUCCAUAGAAAUGUGAUCCUAGAACCAAGAUGAUGCACUUUGUUCAGGAAUUUGGGGACUUUUGGAAGUCUAUUCAAUUGAGUAUUAAAAUGGCAGACUUUAGCAUAGUUAUUUCUUCAGGUUGGAUUAGAAUGUUGGAGUAGAUAGCUCAAUUUAGAGGUGGUAAAAGUACCCACUGAGCAGAUUCUAGGCUGGGAUGAGAGGUGGGGGAGACUUCAUUUGUCCUGGGAGGAUUUGUACUUUGCUAAAGAUAACUCCAUGUUGUAAAUAUGGGCCUGAUAUCCAUUCUAGUAAGAUUCUAUUUUACUUUAGGACAUGCCCUAAGUUUCCUCAUUUGUAAAAAACAAAAAAACAAAAAACAAGAGCAUUGGACUAAAUGAUCUCCAAGUUUCCUUCUAUCUCUAAAUCAUGGACUCAAAAGUUCUACGUGGACAUAAUACCUCAUUUGGCCACCAGGACAGAGGCAUCCUGGUAUAAAUAGAGUGUUGGACUUGGUGCCAGGAAGAUUGAGAUUUGAAACCAGCUUAAACCAUAUGAGUAUGAUUAUUCUAUAUGAGGGAAUUUCAUCUGUACUCAGACCAGGACAAUCCUGUUGUAUCUUCUAAAAUACAGUAAUGGAGCUAGCUUAGCAUAAGUGUGGAAAAGGAAGAAAUAAGGAAACCCAAAGAGUUCAAGGAAUGGGCAGGAAUCAGGCAAUGCAAUGGUUGUUAGAGACAGUAUUUGCCAGGGUACCUUGGAGAAGCCAGAAUUCAGCUUGGGCAAAGAUGUUCUGUGGCAACCCUACAAUGUUGGCAAGGUUUGCUUUUGUGCCUUCCCCUGUCUCCUUGUAUUGCCUAUAACCCCAGGCUCAUUGGACCAGAAAUCAUGAAACUCAAUAUGUAAUUCUGGCUGUGAUAGUUACUUAUACUAAGAGGCUUGGACAAGUUGCCUGAACUCUCCUGCAUUUAGUUUUCUCAUCUAUAAGAAGAGGAAGUUAGACUAGAUGGUCCCUCAUUCUGGUCUUCUCUGUGCUGCAAUGAUUGUGGUAUGGAUGAAGUAAGCUCUGAAGGACUCAAAUUCCAGCUCUGCUCUGUGGGUGAUGUCACUUAAUCAUUAUGGGCUUCAAGUUUCUUUGCCUGUAAAAUGAGAAACUGGACUCAAGGCCCCUUUAUCUCUAAAUCUGGAAAUCUGUGAUCUCUAAAUCUUUCAUUUCCAAGAUUAGUUUCUACUCUUGAUUUGAGUUCCUGGCUUCUAAAGAGUUUCAAAAUUCUCCUUUCCUUCUACCAGACUGUCUGUCUCGAGAGCCAGAACCCAGCUCUUUUUCCUAGCUAGCAAGCUAAAAAGCAACUGCCAAUAUCAAAGGAGGUAAUAUUUGUAAAGCAUUUUGCAAACCUUAAAGGGCUAUUUAAACGUUGGCUAUUAUUAUUAAUAAUAAUAUCAGUUUAAGGCAGUACUUCUCCUUAGCAUAUUUAUAUUUUUAAUAUGAGACACUGAAAAAUGAAAUGUCUUUUAGAACCAAAAGAAUGAAUCUCUAGUGAUGAGAAUUAAGACAAACAUUUGAUUGAUCCAAAAGGGGAGUUAUUUCUCCUUGGGGAUGCUUCUCAGUUUUUCAUCUACCAGUUAGUCAGUCAACAAACAUUUAUUAAGCACUUAAUAUAUUCCAAGAACUGUGCUAGGUACUGAGGUUACAAAGGCUAAAAAUGAAAUAGUCCCUGCACUCAAGAUUCUAUAAGAAUGUCAAUUCAAUUUAAAGAAACUUCUAAUCAAACAUAUGACUCCAAUAGGCAGAUCAUUUACCAACAAGCCUAGGUCCUUAAAGUAGGACCCAUAAUUGGACAUAAGCAAGUUCUCUGCUAAAAACCCAAUUUAAACUCUCAUUAACCUUUGUCUGUUUAUCAUUGUCCUUAAAUAAGGCUAAUUUAUUAUUAUCAAAUGAGUUAAUACACAUAAAGUGCUUUAAAAACCUUUAAGUGAUGUAUUAAUGCUAGUUAUUAUUAUUAAUAUUAUCAUUCUAUUUCAUCUCCACAAGGCACUGAACAUUCCCUACGGCAGUCAUGUUAAGCUUAAAUAGAAAUGGGGGCACUAAAUUGUAAUUAAGGAUGCCAGUGGAUGCACAUUGGCUUAGAAAACCACUCAUUUUAAUAUAUUUUUUCUUUAUUAUUGCACCAACAUAUUGAAAUCAGAUAAGACAUAUGCAGUCAACAGUGUUGAAGGGAGGGGAGUCCAGGUAUUUGCUACCUCUGCCUACAGAACCAGCCAUGGGAGCCACCUGGUGAAUCUGAUGCAAAUUCUGAGUGGGGGGAUUGCUUGCAGACUUCUGCAUUUAAAAUCCCCGAUGUCCUCUUCCUCCUAGUUGCCUGUGAAUACUAAAUCAGGCGCCCCAUGGAUCCCGCCCCAGGGCAAAGGAGUCUGCCCACAUUCUUGUCUGACAGAGGCUUCUAGAGCUGCUGAUUGCUCAGGCGAGCCAAGCCUCCAUCAGCAGCAGAGUCGCAUCUUUGACAUUCUAGGCAUGUCAGCUGUGGCUCCCAAGCUGUCGAUCCAGUGUCAGGUGGAUGCUACUGGGACUGGGUGACGUCAGCUUAGUGGGAUGAGUAGCAGAACAACAACAGCAAGGAAUAGAAACACUCGGCCUCCAUAGCAACAAAGAGACGUGGGAGAGAAAAGGGAGAAAGAAGGGAGAGGGAGAAAGCAGCAGUCUUAUAGAAUCCUGGAAUUUUAGAAUGGAGAAGCAACCUGAAAGAUUCUGGGGCAUUGUGGUACAGCAGAAAGGAUGCUAGACUUGGAAACAAAGUGAGCUGGCUUCAGAACCACCUCAGACAUUGCUUUGAGAUUCUUGGGUUGAGAGAAUUGAACUUGAUUUUGAAGUAUUUUUCGUUCUCCAGUUCUGAUCCUCAGUUUCUAGCCCAACCCACUUUUUUGUGAACUUUUAUUUUUAUUUUAUUUCAAUCAACAAACAUUUAUUUUCUUCCUCCUUCCCCCCUAAAAAAAAAAAAUCAAAACUGUUGUAACAAGUAGGUCUAAACUGAGGCUUAGGGAAAUAAAAAGACAAGCUUUUGAUCCCCCUUGGCAAAUUAGUGCCUGAAGCAGUUCUAGAACCCAGACCUCCUGAGUGGAGUGUUAAUUUUACCAAACCACCUGCUAAGGAGUCAGGAAGCUAAGAAAGAUGGACAGAGCUUGCUUCUGUGGUUUGUGUGUAGCAAUUCAUCCUUUCUGGAUGUCCCAUAACUAAAGUGUGACCUAAUUGGCACUUGUUCCCCUAGGAGAGCAGAAUGUGGCUAGUGACUUGCAAGCAUGUUUGCCAGGGGCUUAUUUAAAUCAAUAGCUCUGAGGUUUUAUUCAGUUCCAGAUCUGUCCCUUGUUUUGUUCAUUUGAUUAAAAACCACAGUUGACACCUAGAUAUGUAGAGAAUUGAACACUGUUUCCUCUCUAUUAAUUCCAGCUACCGUAGCUCAGAAGACUAAAAAGUAACCAAUAGAGAAGGUUAACUAACAUUAGGCCUGAAUUGUGAAGCAUCCAAAAAUGUUAAUAAAAGUCAGCUCCUUCAAAUUAGUCACCCAUGGGGUGUCAAUAGGGAGAUGUGGAUUGAAAGCAGGUAAACAAUCAUUUGUUAAAACCUUUCCAAUGGAUUUUUAAGCCUAAAAAUAUCCCUUUUCUUAGGUUCCUUUUCCCCAAAAUUGAAAUAUGGUAAUUAUUUUUCUAUAUAUAGAUCCUAAAAACCCUUGAGCAUAUUUUGAGGAACAUCUGACAAAAAAAAAAAAAAAAAAAGGGAGGAGGGAGGGAAAGGAACAUUUCUCAGGGCUAAUACUUCCACCUGGGGAGAGCCUUGUUAAUGCAAAGGGCACCAUACCUUGCUAAAAAUAGUGUUGUACUUUAUGAACUAUCAUGGAAAAUUAGAUGUGAUUAGAAGAAGGGCUGGGGGCGGUGAGUAGCAAGGGGAAGGGAUGUUAUCUGGCUUACAGAACCCAGGCAAAAAUCUAUCCUGCCAAAUAUUCUGACCACAUGGGCCACAAGGCUUGAGCACUGUUGGAUUGCAGAAGUAGAGGAAGGAUGUCAUGAUUCUCAAAACUAGGCAGAAGAGGCAAACCAUAAAUAGUGUGAUUUGAGGGGCAAGAAAUUUCUGUUCCUGAAUGGCUUCCUCAAUGAGAUCUGAAAUUCUUUCAUUAUUAAUACAUAUAUACCGUGUGUUGGGCCCCAUGCUGAGGUUUUGGAUAAAAUCCUGCUUUCUAAACUCAGUACAAGUGCCACUUCCUGAUCCCCUUUCCUUAUUUCAUCCUCCGCCCCCUAAAAUGUCUCCUUUCUUGAAUUUUUCAACUUUCUACUUUGCCCUAUUUGUACACUACCUUAUAAGUAUAUUUAUUUAGGUAGUGUAGGGUAUUUUUUGCAUGACCCAGGAUACAUAAGUAUAGAAAAUAGAUAUACAAAUUAAACAUUUGGUGAUAAUAAAAUCAUAAUUUUAUGACCCCACAUUUAGUUAUGAGGUCCCACAUAAGAUCACAAACCACAGUUUAAUAGGCUGGGCUCUAGAGGAUAGAAGGUAGGCCCUAUUUUCAAGAAGAACCUGAGUCAGAAUUCUGUUUUAGGUACUUGCUAGUUCUGUGAUCCUAGAUAAGUUAUUCAAGUUCUCUCAGUCUCAGUUUCCUCAUCUGUAAAAUGGAAUAAAAAUAGCAAAUACCUCACAAAGUUGUGAGGAGCAAAUAAGUUGAUAUAUAUAUGUAAAGUUCUUCACAAACCUUAAAGCACUAUGUGAUAGUAUUAUUUUUAUUGCUGUUACUCCCUGUCACAUUCUCUCAAGGGAUGCUAAGUCAUCUUCUUGAGGAUGGAGGAAAUUGCUUCUCUGUCUCUCAGUGUCUCUCUCUUUUUCUCUCUUCAGAAUAUAGAAAGGUAAGAAAAUUUGGAAUGGAAAUAGGGUGUGAUCUGGGUACUUCCAGGAGACAACAUUUGGCAAAACUUCCUCUGAAAGUAAGGAUUCCUAACUUUGUUAAACUCUUGUAUAUAUAGAUGUAUAGGAGUAGGUUAUAUUGCAUUUCGAUAUACUUGAUUGCUUUUGUAAUUCUUGAUAUUCUAUUUUUAUGCUUUUAAAAGCAUUAUUCUGAAAAGUGUCAGAUUGCCAAAAGGGUCUAAAAAUAGUUAAGAAUUCUUUCUUAAAGCCUUGGUAGGGUAGAAUGAGAAAAAGACUGAAAGUGGGAGUUUGGGGAAGCAAGUCUUCACUAUGUUGGACAUGACUGCUAUAGAGUUCUCUCAUCUUUUACAUCUUGGAGUGACUAAUAUAGUCACUCCAAAUAUUGCCAGAUUUGAAGCCAACGUAGGUUCUCAUGGACUUUAUUGUCACUGGUUAGAAGUGGGACCUCAAAGGUCAGCUUUUCUUGUGUCAUUUCUUUACUAAGCAAGAGAAAUAAAGACUGUAGGAACAAGAAAUUUAAGCCGCUUUUCUUCUUUCACAGCCCAUAAAAACUUGAGAUUUAGGAAAUGUCUCCAUUAAAUAGGCACUUUUAGAUCUUAUUUCUGUCUGGGCCUAUUUUAACUGAUUCCAAACUUAAAAUUGGACAUGAGAUUAGGGAAUUAGAACUUCUAAAUCAUAUUAUUGACUGGGCCAAUGCUGGGAGGGUUAGGAAUCCCCUAACAGAACUUUUGAUUUAAGAUGAUCAGAGCAUAAAUACUCAUUAGGGGAAACUCUGCUAGAGGUGAUAGUCUCCCCUCUAAAUUUUUAAAUAUUAUAGAACAUUACAUAAUUUUAACCCCUGCCACAGGCUUUUAGAAAACUUAAAUUCUCUGCUACACCCACAUUUUAUCUUGUUCCUUUUAGGGAAUCCUUAGCUAUGACAGAAGGUUAAUGUGGGCAGUAUUUGUCAGUAUGCUGUUAUUAUUGCUUAGAGUGAUAAAACUUAUGUUUCAGAAUUCCCAGUGCUAAAAUGAGCAAAAAAGAUGAGGAUUCUAUGCUAUUGCUUCACUGCUCUUCAAAGCAGCUCUUAAUUUAAAAAAAAAUAAGAUUUAUCCCUAAAUCUUUUCUCCUUAACUUUGCAUGGUAAUGAAACAGGACCCUGAUUCCUAAUCUAUACAAUUCAUUGAAGAGAGGGCCAUCAUUCAAAAUAGUAGUUAAUUGCCAGAGCAACAUGGUUGGAUGUAUAGAAAGGGCCCCAGAAGCUCCUUCAGUUUUGGACAUGUUUAUUCAGACUACAUUCUAGGUAUCUUUCCAGAAGGGAGAGAAAGGUUCUUUUUGAAGAGAACCAAAUCACAGAAAUUAUAACUGUUCUCUGAUAAAAUUCCCUAGCUCUUCUAGGAAAGAGCUAGGCUCUAAGAACCUCUCUCAUAUUGGUUCAUUUUGCAUCAAAGAAAUUGGACUUCCACCCACCAGCCAAUAAAGUUUAGGAAAGCUUGGAUUUUAACUUAUCUUAUUGUAAGACACUGUCACCUCUCUCAUAGAAUUUUGGAGAUAAAAGAAAUCUUACAAAUAUCUAAUUGGGGGGUGGGGAGACACUUAGAGACCUCUAAGGGUUCUAUAAAUAUGAAUAAGAGAGAAAAAUGACAUCUUUAUUUUCACUAACUUUUAACUAAAAUUUAGCAUUUCUUUCCAUUUUAAAAAAAUAAAUAUUAUUCUGAGAGGAAAUAAUAAGAUUUCUCCAGAUUACCAAAGGAGUCCACAAAACAAAUAAACAAAAAGAUUAAAAACUUCUUAACUUAUUUUAAGGAAGGAGGAAGAGAAGGCUAAUAAGGCAUUUAUUAAGCAUGAGCUACUUUACAAAUAUUCUUAUUUGAUCCUCACAAUAAAUAGAAACAGGUGCUUCUAUAAUCAAAUUUCUACUCUGCUAUUUACUACUUAUUUUUUCCCUGAGGUAAUUGGGGUUAAGUCACAUAGCUAGGCAGUAUUCCAUGGCUGAGGUCUGAUAUGAACACAGGUCCUCCUGACUUCAGGGCUGAUGCUCUAUCCACUGCACCAUCUAGCAGCCCCUGUUAUUUAUUACUUAUGUGACUGACUUCACUUUUCUUCUCUACAGAAUGAGGGAAUUGUGUAGACUAGAUGAUCUCCAAGUUCCCUUAAAACAGUGGUAUAUAGUUAUGCUUUUUAAAAGCAAAGUUUAACAACCAGAUCUGGGGGGGGGGGUAGGGAGGAAGGAAGGGGAAAGGGAAGGGGAAAACUUAUGUUUGACACACUUUGACAUUUAAGCUUAUCAGCAUUUCUAUAUUAUUUUCUUAAGUCUAGACAAUUAACAAAAUAUUAAAUCAGGCUCUGAUAUGUAGUGUUUACUGAUUUCUGAGGUGUAAAUGCUCAUCUCUACUUAUCUAUCACAUAAAAUACUCAUCUAUCAUAUAGUAUUGGAGUUAAACUAAACUUUAUGUCAACUUGAUGCCUUUUUAAAACUUUUUCCACUAAAAUCCAUAUAGUUUUUUCUUCAUCAGAAUUUUAGUAGACCAAAACAUAUUUCUGGUCUUUCCCUACUUUUUUCAAAGGACCAAAGAAAACAUAAGUAUCUAAUUCCACAUUUUUUUAAAAAAGCAAAACAAACAAAGAAACCAAAAAAAAAAAAAAAAACUUUAUCCACUCCUUUGUUUUUUGCCUUCAUUUACUGGCAUUAGUUGGUACGAGCAUGAACAGUGUUGAGUGUGGAAAAGACUGGGAGUGAGAAGAUCCAACCACUAAGUAACUGUGUGACACUGGGCAAGAUAUUUGACUUCUCUGGGGCCUGCUUUCCUCAUCUGUAAAAUGAAGGAAUUGAUCUACAACAGGUUUUCCCCCACCAGUGGAUUACUAGUUACUGAAGCAGAGUGCUCAAUUUUGUGUAAAUGAUUUAGAUUUGGAGUAGAUUGCAUUACUUUUGAAGUCCCUUCCAAUUGAAAUUCUUUGUGAUUCCAUGUAGUUGAAUGACCUUUUAUUUUUGCAUACUCAGUACCUAGCAUAAGGGCCUGUCACAUAGGAGGAGCUUAGUAAAUGCUUGUUGAAUAAAUGAAUGAAUGAAUGAAUUGAGCCUAUCAUUAACUUUCUCUUUUUAAUGCACAUUCUCUUCCAUUGGAUUAUAUAAAGAAAUCAAAAGUAGUCUUUCUUCUAGGUUGGGGAGACCUUUCUCUAAGGGUCUUCUUAGCUUUGAAUCUUUAAUAACUACUGAGAAUGACCAGUCCAGCUUCACUUAAUAGGUUGAUCCUGACUUGACAGGGGUCAGUAUUAUCAUUUUAGUUGCAACUUGGAAUUGUGUCUCAAUAGGAGAUGGGAAGUCAAGUCUUCUACAACCUGAGAAAUAGGUCAGAUCAGCUUCUUAGCACCUGAUGUUUGACCUGAAAGAGUUAAUGAGACUGUUCUAUACGUUAAGAGUUUUGAUAAGUAUUCAUUUCUUUAAAAUUGAGCCAUUUUAACACAACAGGGAUUAAGAAACCAAGCUUCUGGUGUGGGUCCUAUAAAAUCAGCAUAGGCUACUCUUAACUUAGAAAAAAAAGAAAUAUAAUGAAGUGCUAGAGGGAGAUGGAGGAUAGUUGGCAGGUUUGUGCCAAUUAAUUGCAUAAAUUUGAAUGUUUGCUGUGUUCUGCUUCUUGCUUGGCCUAAAUCUAGGAAACUUGGAAGCAACUUUGCAGUGUGGUGUAGUGAGCAACAGGAGUGCUAAACUUGAAAUAAGGAAGACCUGGAAUCACAUUCUGCCUUUGGCACUUACUAUUUGUGUGAUCCUGGGCAAGUGCCUCAGUUUUCUCAACUGAAAAAAAGCAAAGAUUGGAUAGAUGACUCAUCAGAUCCCAUCUAGCUCUUCGUUCUAUUAACCCAGCAAUUUUCAGAGGGAGGGAGGAGAUGUUUAGAUUGCAUCCCAACUAAGUACAUUGUUUCGGUUGGUGAGUUGUCCUAAGGCAGACUGCCAGAGUCAAUUCUAGCCAUCUGUCUCCUCCUUCUAGUCAUAUGAUUCACUUCCUGGACUACUUUGGACUCCUAAUCCAGGAGGGAAGUUGCAAUAUAUCCUUAGACCAUCCUGGUGAUUUGCAUAGGUUGGAGCUGAAUUUGCUAAUUUGUCAGAACAAGAAGUGCUUCUUAGUGAUGGAGAUGAUUACUUCUAGGAUUAAAUAACAGCUCCUUUAUCUGGUAUUCAAAGUUCUUCACGUCUUUUUUCCUUCCCAUUUUUCCAGUUUUAUACCUUACUCUCACCAUGAAAAGUCUAUGGUACUGACCUACUUUCAGUUUUCCACAUCCCACCAUCUAUUUCCCAUCUCCGUGCCUUUGUACUUGCUGUUACCCUAUGUUUGGAAUGCCCUCCAUAUUUCCACCUAAGAAUUUCUAGCUUUUUCCCCAAAAAAUUGACUCAAGUGCUACUAUCUGCUAGAGAUCCUUCUAAAUUAAACAAGCUAUUGCUGCUUUCUCCACUGAGGUAAUCUAUUUUAUUCAUAUCUUGAGAGGCUUUGCAGCAUAACGAACAAAGUUGUUUUAUUGUAGUUUGUCGCUGUUAUUGUUCCAGUCCUCUCUGUGGCCCCAUUUGGGAUUUUCUUGGCAAACAUACUAUAGUAGUUUGCCACUAUCUUUUCCAAAUCAUUUUACAGAUAAGGAAACUAAGGCAAAUAAAGUUAGGUGACUUGCCCAUAUUAAGUGUUUGAGGAAGGAUUUAAACUCACGAUUUCAAGUCCAAUGCUUUAUCCAUUGUUUUACCUAACUGCCCUUAAAGAAUAGAGAACUGGCUUCAGAGCCAGGGUGACCUGUGUUCAAAUCCCAAUUCUGACACAUACUGGCUAUGUGACCCUGGGAAAGACACAUAAUCUCUCAAUGAUCUUCUGGCUAACUCUCUAAGGUUGUAAGUCACAGAGGAAGGUGCAGACCUGUCAUGAGUAUGUUAUACCAAUGAAAUCAUAGCCUCUAUUCCUAUAUCUCUUGUAUAUUCCCAUAUGUGCUCAUAUUAUCUCCUCCAUUAGAAUGUAAGCUCCAGGACAAAGGACUGCUUUACUUUUUCUUUGUAUCCCCAGUGCUCAGCAUAGUGCCUAGUACACAGUGCUUAAUGAAUGUUUCUAAAUUCAUAUUGUACUUCCCAAAGAGAGACUUCAAAGUUAAAAGAAAAACAAGAAGAGCAUCUUUCAAAAAACAAAAACAAAAAAAGAUAUCCUCCAGUGGUCUUUAUACUUCAAAACCAUCAAGUCUAUUUGAAGCUAAUUGGGGACUGAGAGAUGGGAUUGAAGAAAAUUUCCAGCAAUAGUUCCAGCUGUCUCUUUGAGUGCCUAGUAUUGAGGCAGAAGAAGACUGAAAUUCAGUAAUAAUAGUAUCUCACAUUUAUAUAGAACUCUAAGGCUUAAAAGUACUUUUAACAUGUAUUUAAAGAGCUUUACAAAUACUAAAGUGAUCUAUAAAUAUCAGUUGAAAUUUUUACUAUUAUUAUUAUAUACAUUCUCUCAUUUUAUCCUCACAGCUGUCUAAAUGGGAAGCCACACAAGGAAGGAAGGCCUCUGUGAGCCUUAACUUUGUUUUGAGAUGCUCUUCCAAGAUUUAGUUUCUUAUCAUGUUGGAGUCAUUGGUUCUAUACACUAGGUUUUAGUAUUUCCUUAGCUCAUUCAGCCAGGGGCUAUCAUUAAUUCAAUUGCAUUGUCAUUUUUAGGUCAUGUGGACCCAUUAUUUAUGUAUAUUAAUUUCAUUAUUAAUAUAGAUCAUUGACCUUGAGAAAGCAGGAAAGUUAGUCAUAGAACAGACAUUCAAAACACAUUUGUGUGAUUCAUAGUGUUUAGCACAGUGCUAUGUUAUGCAUACCUGAGUAUUCAGAUAAAUUCAUUUGCUCAUUCAUUCACCUAAAAAACACUUAUUAAGUGCCUAUUUUAUGUAGAAUGCUAUGAUAAAGGCCCAAAGGGAGUCUAAAUUUAGUCAAGAUACUCAUAGUCAUUGCCUUCAUGGAGGCUACAGUCUAACAGAAUGAGGCAAACUCAGAAACUAUAAUUACCUUAUAAUUGCAUUAGAGAACUGAAAAAAAUAUGCUAUGUGAAGUCUUUGGGAGAAAGUUAUUACCAAGGAGCGAGAAAGCUUACUGAAUAGAAUAACAUUUGAGUGGGCUUUAAAGAUGGAUAGGAAAUUCAGUAAGUGAAGAAAGGGCCAACUAUUGAAUGAGAAAUUAUAAAAAGGUUUCACUGAACUGAAAUAAGGUCAAGAUUCCAUUGUUCCCCAGAUCCCUAUACUGUUAUUUUUAGUGGUCUAUGCUGUUGGCCUUGGGAUCAGAUCUUCAUAGAAAUGUCAGCCUGCUCCCUUAGUUUUAUACUUGGGAUUCUCAGAUAGACUAUGGGUUUUAGAUGAUUGGUUCCAAUAUUAGGAAAUGACUCCCAAAUUUUGACUGAUUAUGUCUCCACCCUUAAAUGAAUUGGCCAACUUGAGCAGGCACACAUUUUCUUUUUAGGCAAAGAUCGAAAUUAAAUUAUAUUAAAGAAAGAUAACGCUGGUUUUGGAAAGGCUACUCUACCCACUCUAUCAAUAAAAGAUAUUAAGUUCACAGUGUUUGCUUUAAACUGAAUGACCUUUCAAACUCAUUUACACCACCCCAGGGUUUGCCAAGCUAGUUGGUUUACCUCCCUUCAGUGUUAGAUCCCACUGUGCUUUAUGAAGCUUUAUUGUGAAACAGGAGUGAACUGUCUUUGAUACUAACUUUUAUUGACUUGUUAAUGUCUAUAAUGUUUGUCAAUGGGAUUUGCAGCUGUGACUUUUUUUAAUGUCUUGUAUUGGACCACAUCUAGAUUGGUGAAAUCAGUAUUUUGUAUUUAACACAGUAUUUAAUAAAGGUUUGUAAUAAGAAUAACCAGGGCCAAGAAUAUUCUUAUUUCCUGUGGAGUAGGAAUUAAAUAAAACCCGAUACCUCACUCUUACAAA